AUGGCAAUGACAAAUCUUCUAACUUCUGAACAAUGCAACGCCCGUGGAAGUCUCACGAAUUCUCUGCUCCCUUAUGCACAUCACCCGACUCACAUGUCAAACGGCGGCUCGGUAGUUAUUGUCACCCCGACGACUAGUAGUUGCAGUAGCCUCGCUCUGACAAAUACUCCCAGCAACUUUGAGCUCAACACUUCCACUUGUUCUGUGAGCGAAAGAAGUUAUUCUCAUUCAUCUGGAGGUGUUGAAGGCAACGAGGAGGGCAGUCGUGGUACACUUGGUGAAAUUGUCAUCCAAAUGGUGCCCACAGAUGCCGCUGCAGUGAAGGGAAGUCAGAACGAUCAACACCAUUCAGAAUCUAUUCUCGGCUUGAUCUUGCAUGCUGUAGACGUGGAAAACACUGUUGAGGUCGGAAACAGACGCAUCACCAACGAAGAUGAGGGGGAAGAAGAAGAGGAGGAAUGGGAAGAGGAGGCUAUUGAGGGUGUGGAUGACGAUGAGGAUUUGGAAGAGGACGAUGUGGAUAAGUCAACGACAACUUCCGUAGACCUGAGUGAAAGUUGCUGUCUGGCCGGUGGUGAAGAAUUUGCAGAUUCCUCCUUUGGCCUAAACUUGAGCGCAUCUUUUCGACGUCUCUAUCAUCGUCUGUUCGACAGCAUACCAGAGGAAAUGGAGGAACCUGACAGUACAUGUAAGUAG
Protopolystoma xenopodis is the source of this 696-nucleotide messenger RNA. The record is from the annotation of a GenBank genome assembly. Lineage: Eukaryota; Metazoa; Platyhelminthes; Monogenea; Polystomatidea; Polystomatidae.